Talpa occidentalis (Iberian mole) is the source of this 2357-nucleotide messenger RNA. RefSeq names its product intestine specific homeobox (gene ISX). Gene Ontology annotation, biological process: regulation of transcription by RNA polymerase II. The transcript is spliced from 4 exons. NCBI's taxonomy places the organism in Eukaryota, Metazoa, Chordata, Mammalia, Eulipotyphla, Talpidae. The record is from RefSeq and is a predicted model, not a curated record. Gene Ontology annotation, molecular function: DNA-binding transcription factor activity, RNA polymerase II-specific; RNA polymerase II transcription regulatory region sequence-specific DNA binding. Bases 967 to 1680 code for a protein of 237 amino acids.
ACAGGUUGAUGCCUGUCAGCUCCCAGCAGACGGUUUGCUUGACAGAGAGAAGGCGUCCCUGCAGCGCUGUCUCGGGGGCAGGUAAGGGGCGUGUGAGCAGGAAAGAAGUGAAAAGGACCCUGCACGCCGGGAGCGGAGGCCCUGAGCCGGGCCCUGUGCAGAGACAAGGAGCGUGAGUUUGGGGAGCAGAGAACAGAAGCAAUGCAGACCAGAGAUGCCUGCAGAGCUUCGGCCCAGCUCCGUCCCAGAGAGGCGGCCUGGCGGUGACCCAGAGGCCCGCUCGGUCAGUCCCACCCUGCCGGACGGCAGACUCACAGGGGCCCGGAAGUGGUGGGCUUCUAAGAAGUCCAGUUUCUGGGAACAGCCCUCCAGCUGCGGUGUGGGCCAGGACUGAGUUGGUUCCCUGGGGCCAAGGGUGGCAGUCCAGGCUUCCAGAGGCCCAGCCAGAGCAGGAAAGGGCCACAAGCCAGAGAAAGGGCAAAGGUGGACACGCCACCUCCGGGUCACCUCCGGGGCCAGCUCCCUCUUCCUUCCAGCUCCUGCCUGCUCACCACACACUGUGACCUCGGACCCCGGCCAAAGCCAGCGAUUGUGAAAGCAGCCACAAGAGAAGACCCUGCCCAGCAGGACGACCACUGACUCAGCGCCAGGGCUCCCUUGACAUCAAGCCAGCCGGGGCUCUGAGCCGCUGGGCACAGGGCACAGCCCACCCAGCUCUACUGGCACCACCCUCCUCCUCGAUCCCACAGGUGUGUUAACGUGGCCCAUGGAAGUCUCUGUGGAGCCGAAACUAGGCUUGGCUAACCCGACAUGAGGCCCCUUGUCCUGCACCGUGGCUUGUCCUCUUGACUUGCGGGAGAGGAAGGACGCUACCCUCCUUCCGCAUCACCCUGGGCACGCACGAAGCCCCGGGCCCUCCUAAGAGCCACCCACAGUGUGCCCAGGCGGGCUCCACUCUCCAGGAGUAUGGAAAGGAAGAACUCGGGGUGUUGUGAGGCCCCAAAGAAGAGGAGUUUGUCCUUCUCCAUCGAGGAGAUUUUAAAGAGGCCCCCGGAGCAGAGCGACGUGGUCAGGCCCGCAGGGGCAGCAGGAGGGCCAGGUGGAGAGGGCACCGCACCAGCAGCAGCACCAGCAGCAGGGCCGGAGGGGGCCCUGCAGGACCAGCCUCAGGAGGAGAGGAAGAGCAAGCGGAGGGUUCGCACCACCUUCACCACCGAGCAGCUGCAGGAGCUGGAGAAGACCUUCCACUUCACCCACUACCCGGACAUGCACAUCCGCGCCCAGCUGGCAGCCAGGAUCAACCUCCCGGAGGCCCGGGUGCAGAUCUGGUUCCAGAAUCAACGGGCCAAGUGGCGGAAGCAGGAGAGGACUGGCAGCCUCGGGGCCUCGCAGCAGCUGAGCGAGGCCGAUGUGGUCCUGGCCGCAGAUCUGGACAUGACCGGCCCCUUGCUGCCACCCCCUGCGCUCUCCAGGUCGGCUCCUCCCACCGAGUGUUAUCCACUGACCCAAGGUCAGCUGGCCUCCGCCUGGUUCCCUGCCCAGAUCACCCUCCUUCCGUGGCACCCUUGGGAGAUAGCACCUCUUCCGGGCCCUCUCAUCCAGCAGGCCUGUGCCCCCACGCUCUGCAUCUUUGCUCCUCCACACCCCAGAUGGAGCAGCAUCUGUGCCACUUCAACAUAGAGGGUGCACAGCCUUUCCCCAAAGGAGCUGCUCUCCUCUCAGCUGGAGGCAGGUGGCAGGAAGUCGAUCUCAUCCUCCAAGAUGCCCACAACCUCAGGAGGCCAUUCUCUGCACAUCCUUGGAAGCCCUCGUGGGACUCAGCAGCAAGGCAAAUACUAGCGGACCUCCUGCUCUUCUGCGGACACCUCCUGGGUGGACAGCAGAGGCCGUGGGAGAGCUCAGGAUGAGCCCCAAGACCAGGAUAACCCUGAUCCUCCUCUGACUAGCUGUGUAACCUCCAGCCUGUCCCUCACCCCCUCUGGACCUCAUGUGAGCCACAAGGCAGUAGGACAAGAAGACUUCCUAGGACCUUCUGGCCUUUGUUUGGGGGAGGUGAGUCGUGAUAAGGACAUAAAAAAGGCCAAAGAGAAGUUGUUGUUCAUUCACUCACAACACGCGUAUUCGGUGCCUGCUGAAUGCUUCUAAACAGAACUGGACAUAGAAUCACACAUCUAACGCUCUGCCCCAAGCAGCUCGCUCAACCCAAGCUGGUCAAAGAGAUAUCACUGGCCUUCCCCUGCGAGCAGAACCUUUGCUCAAUGACCUUGCACUUGACCAUGUCUAACACUGUCUGUGUGGCUCUGAUGUGAAGUCCUCCAGUAGGAGAAAAAUACACAGGGGGAUAAAUGCUUUUAAUU